GCGUCCCAGUAUGUUUGUUUUGCGAAUAGCCGGAGAUGUGUUGGGGCUGAAGCGCAACGUCGAGGUGACAUUUCCUCGCCGGCCGUCUCUGCAGCAAAUCUGCACCGUAGCCGAAACGAUUCUCCCGCUGCAGGGAAGACACGACCGACGCCCUUGGCACCCGCCUGGUCCACUGGAUGGGUCGACAACAGGGAACUUCUCACUUCCCUCAGUCGACCUCCAACGUCUGCGUCACCACACUUCCUCUGUAGGCGAUUACAUCGUGGAGUCCAUUGCCUUCAUCAAUCCCGCCACACGGCAGUGGGAGGAGGUCUACAGCGCCUCUCAGCUCACGCCUGGCGCACAGGUGUACUGCUUCUGCCCUCUGCAGCACCACCACGUGGCAGUCGUCCAGCCAAAGGAGAGUGCAUCUCCGUCGGUACGUCAUGGCACCCACUCGUCUAUUACCUUUUCACUGCGAGAGACGCUGCCGGUGGUUACGGGGGUACGAGAUAAAUGGGUCAACGCGGACCGUCCCGGCGCCAUUCCCGAGCCGCAGGAGCGUCUCGUGUGGGACUGCACCGCAACGACGCCGCUCAACAGCGCAGCUGCGCAAAAGACUCCACGACGGGGUAGCGGGGUGCGGGCCGACCAAUCCUUCUCUGCUUGUGUCUCACCGUCAAACUCGCGAAAUCUAAGUCGUGUGCUGGAUGACGACACGGCAGCGACCGCUGCGGCUGCGUUUUCGCCUCAUCGAGUGCCGCUUGCGUCUCGGUGUUACACCUCGAACUCACCGUCGGCGAUUCAGCCGAGUUACCUACUCCGACGAGAAAGUGCGGAGCCGCGGUUGUCAGGACGGAUAUGCAGACGCAGUGACCUCAACAGCAGCGGUCCGAUGGACAACCGGCGCCUGAACAGUGAGAACUCGCGGCUCUCCUUGAUUCGCAACUUCCAGAGCAAGAGGGACAACUCUCCCCUAACGUACUUUUCCGACCCUUAUUCGUUCAACAGGAGUAACUCUCCCGUGACGAGUCUCAGGAGAAAUAGACAGCGCUCGCUGGAGACGUCCGCAGAGUUCGGAGACAGGAACUCGUACAAGCACGUCCGCAGCGCGUCGUCUGCGCUUCUGCUCAGCGGGAACGGCGAAAACCGCUACGCGCGCCUCGGCGAGCGGCUCAGCCUUCUCUUUGAUGUUCUCGUGCACCUGGACAAACAGGAGGCAGGAUCUGAGCGGCAUUACCUGCUGCUGCGGGACUUCUAUCUCCUCUCUUCCUACGUGAGCUCUUGUUCUUCCACCGGGACAGCAGGCCGUGAAAGCGGGUCUGCGGUUCCGCCAUGCCCAAUGAGUCUCACAGCAGAACUCGCCUCGCAGUUCGGGCUGUCGUGGGAUGACGUACUGCGCAGCGCCGACCAGGAUCGCGACGGCUGCAUCGCCUACCGUGAGUGGAUCGCGUACGGGAUUGAGCACCCCGAUGUCAUCCAGCUGCUCUGCCAGGGCGUGUGUCGACUUCCACUCCACGUCAAUGAGGCUCUGAAAAGGCUUCGGUUGCAGUCUGAGUCUCGCCACGCAAAUCAAAGCACGUCCCCUCUACCCUCACCGUCUGAUCACGACUUUCAAGGUGGUAAAGUGAAAUCGAAGCAAUCAAGCCCACCCUGUGGAGGCGCGUCGUACCCGUGCCGCUUACACAGUGUGAGGAGCAGUGAGCGAGUGCACCGUCUUGCAGCGGCCGGCGCGGAGGCGCAACACACGUGUGUCGUGUUCGGAGGGCGAUGCGAGGCUUGUCGAGAACUGGCAGCCCAGUCCGCGGAGGAGCGGCUGCUGUGGGCGGCCCAGCGAACACCCUUUGUCAAUACCCUGCGACAAUGA
Molecule: messenger RNA, 1846 nt
Organism: Leptomonas pyrrhocoris
Lineage: Eukaryota; Euglenozoa; Kinetoplastea; Trypanosomatida; Trypanosomatidae
Exons: 1
Coding region: 11-1846 (611 amino acids)
Source: RefSeq, a predicted model, not a curated record